CCUGAUAAGGCUGCAAAGACAGCUGUGACCACCUGGAGCUCAGAGCCGCUUCUGAGGCACGAGCCACCAUGCCGGGCACCAAGAAAUACCCUCAUGUCAUUGACACCCCAGAUCCAGGCAAAUGGGAGUUGGCAGGGUAUGAGGCAGCGUUGCCCAUCACAGAGAAGUCAAAUCCCCUCACCAGGGCGCUGGACAGGGCAGACCCAAUACAGAUUGUGCAGCUCCUGAGGGACUGUGAUGCUGAGAUCUUCCAGGAAGAGGAUGAGGCCGUGGUCAACUACAAGAGGGUCUAUAGUGAGUCGAUGCUGAAGACCAUGAUGGAGAUCAUUGGGAAGGUUCAGGAGGUGCUAAAGGAGCCAGACAACACACUCAUUGUGCUGAGUGGUGGUGGAGCCUCUGGCCGCAUGGCCUUCCUCAUGGCUGUGUCCUUCAACAAACUUCUGAGGGGCCUGGGGCAACAGCCACAAUAUACAUACCUCAUUGCGGGGGGAGACAGGUCUCUUGUGGCAAGCCAAGAAGGAGUCGAGGACAGCGCGCACCGAGGCGUCGAGGAUAUGAACAAGGUCUGUGAAGGGAAGAAGAGGGUCGUCUUCUUUGGGAUCUCCUGCGGCUUGUCUGCUCCGUACGUCGCCGGGCAGCUGGACUUCUGCAUGAACAACCUGGACAUCUACAUCCCGGUGCUGGUGGGCUUCAACCCGGUCUCCAUGGCCAGGGCCGAGGCGAUUGAGGGCUUCCACGGCACCUUCCGGCAAGUGGCCGAGCGGAUGGAGAAGCUGCAGCUGAGGCAACGGGCGUUCGUCCUCAACCCUGCUGUGGGGCCUGAAGGGAUCGCCGGCUCUUCGCGCAUGAAGUGUGGCAGUGCCACAAAGAUCCUUCUGGAGACUUUGCUGCUGACGGCCCAUAAGAUGGUUUCCAAGGACAGCGAGGUCUCAGAGAAGUGCCUUCUGGAAAUCCUGCGCACCUAUGAACGUGCCCACAAAGUCACCUACAGCCAGAGCAAAAAGAUUGCUGCCCUCGUGAAGCAAGCAGGUACCAGCCUACAGAAGAAGGCUUCCGUGUACCUAGUCGGCUGGCACACCUUGGGCAUCAUUGCCAUCAUGGAUGGGGCAGAGUGCAUCCCUUCCUUUGGGGCAGACAUCAAUGACGUCAGGGGCUUCCUCAUUGGAGACCACAGUGAGAUGUUUAACAGAGAGGCUGACCUGAUAGCACAGGGCCCCAAGUUCGCUUUCUCAGAAGAAGAUUUUGUGAAAACCAUCCUCCCGACCCUGACUGAGCUGGACACGGUCCUCUUCCUUUUCACAGUGGAUGACAACCUUGAUGAGGUGGAGAAGCUGGUGGUUCAGGUGAAGGAGAGGACCGCUAAUGUGCAGGCUCUUUCGCAUGCCACGGUUGGGCAGUAUCUGCCGGCCUCCCUCAAGAAGCUCUUCCCUGCCAGCAUCAGCAUCAUGUGGCCCAUCCUGUUCCUGGAAUACGAAGGCAAUUUCAUCCAGAGGUUCCAAAGGGAGCUCAGCACCAAGUGGAUCCUGAACACAGUCAGCAGCGGGGCCCAUGUGCUGAAAGGCAAGAUCCUGAGGAACCACAUGGUGGAUGUGAGAGUGAGCAACACCAAGCUCUUCUGGAGGGCGGUCACGAUCCUGCAGAGAUUCACUGGGCACCCACAGGCCAAGUGCCUGGACGCGCUGCUGCAGGCCAUCCACCACCCAGCGCCUCUCUCGGAGGAGCUCCGCUCCGCUCCGGUCUCCAAGCACAUUGCUGUCGCCACAGACAAGCACCAGGUGGUGCCCAGCGCUCUGCUCUGCCUGCUGCGUGGCUGUUCUGUGCCAGAGGCCCGUGCCCGCCUCGACGCUGCACCCUCCCUGCAUGCCGCCCUCGACGCCGCUCUCUCCGCCCCGGGACGCAAGCGGGGGGCAGACAAGUUGGAGCCCGACGAGCGGCGCUCAUAGCAGUGCUCCUUGGCCCAUGGGAGCUGGUGGCAGAUGCUCAGGCCGCGAGGGGUGCAGAGGAGCCAAAGAGGGAGCGGAGAGGGGCUCCGGGGCUCCUCCUAUGGGCCAGAGGCCCCUGACUGCCUAAGGGCAGGCCACCAGGCCACCCCAGGGUGCUCCCUCUGCCCCGAAGAAAGGGGGGCUCUUCCCUGGUGAAGUGGGUGCGUUGGUCAUUCCCACCACGUCCUCACUGCAUGAACCCCGCCAGCGAUAUGACUUUCCUGGAGCAGAGCCCAGUGGGGGAGCAAGGGAGCCUCCAUUUUUGGAAUAAAGCCUGUGCCCUGACUGUG
Elgaria multicarinata webbii is the source of this 2272-nucleotide messenger RNA. It is a transcript of the gene GCKR, whose product is annotated as glucokinase regulator. Bases 69 to 1943 code for a protein of 624 amino acids. Gene Ontology annotation, biological process: glucose homeostasis; carbohydrate derivative metabolic process; response to fructose. The record is from RefSeq and is a predicted model, not a curated record. The transcript has 19 exons. Gene Ontology annotation, cellular component: cytosol; nucleoplasm. Gene Ontology annotation, molecular function: enzyme binding; enzyme inhibitor activity; carbohydrate binding. NCBI's taxonomy places the organism in Eukaryota, Metazoa, Chordata, Lepidosauria, Squamata, Anguidae.